This is a messenger RNA of Labeo rohita (rohu), 4217 nucleotides long. RefSeq names its product mitogen-activated protein kinase kinase kinase 19 (gene map3k19). The transcript is spliced from 14 exons. Gene Ontology annotation, molecular function: protein binding; protein kinase activity; ATP binding. The coding region runs from base 150 to 4028 and encodes 1292 amino acids. Gene Ontology annotation, biological process: protein phosphorylation. NCBI's taxonomy places the organism in Eukaryota, Metazoa, Chordata, Actinopteri, Cypriniformes, Cyprinidae. The record is from RefSeq and is a predicted model, not a curated record.
CUCAAAGCUGCUUCAGGCAAAUGCGCAAUGAAGACAAAGGACUGACCCUUAAAAGACAAGGACGUAAACACAGGAACUGAUUUAACUUCAUUUAACUCAAACAUUUCAGUCCAGAGAAGUAACAAACUGCCGACACAGAACAUUGGAGCAUGAGUAGACAUGAAAGAAGCAGAUUUGUGGAGCAGCUGUUGAAUGAAGAGCUGGAGGCGGUGGCUCUGGGACUGGAGCAGGGAGAGUACGCCUGGGAAGAAAUUGACCUGCCUCAUGAUUCACAGGGCUCCACUCCUCUUAUUAGUGCCUGCAGGAGGGGUCUUACUAGGGUGAUGCAUUUCCUUCUAAAAAGAGGAGCUGAUGCUACACUGUGUAACCAUUGCAACCAGACAGCUCUUCAUGUUAGUCAACCAGCACUCCAGAGGGAGCUGUUGACGUCUAUGAUCAGAGACAUACCCCAUCAGAGACAGCUCUCACUAGCAGCCUGGAGGGGAGACCUCUGCUGUCUACAAGACCUGAUGGCCCAGACAGACUUGGUGGAGUUAAAUAAACAGAACAGAGAUGGACUGACCCUGCUGAUGCUGGCUGUAAGGGAUGUCGAUCUGUUUGAAAGCUUAGAGACGCCGUGGGACUAUCAACCUGUGGAAGUGGUGAAAGAGCUUAUGUCUCUUUCAGUUGAUAUGAAGAUCCUUGAUGGAAGAGGUCACACUGCUCUGUGGUAUGUCUCUCAGGUCAAAGGCACCAAGAAAGAAGAACUCUUCAGUAUAAUAGAUUCUUCAAUGCAUACAGAACCAAUAGGCACCUGUCUGGACACGUCUUAUUGGCCAACGAGUCCUUCUGUACUCCCCAGCUGCUGUCCAACACGUGGUCGUUGCACAUCAGAUUCAGAUGAGAAGAAGCAGAAAGAAUUAGCUGAGGUUAUCAUGACACAAAAGGAUCAUGCAGACUUCCACCAAGAUAACAGGAUUUGCUUUGAGGGUUGGAUGGAGCCAAAGAUAGACAUCAGACAAGAUGGCAGAGAUGAGAAACGAAGCAGUCGGACUUCAUCCUUGCCCAGCCUAUGGAAUAACAGAAAAGACUGGGGUGAAAUAAGAUCCUUGCAUCCAUCACUCAGUUUGACUUCUUCCUCAAUACCUGUUCUUCCUGCUGCUCAUGUCACUCAGUUCAGCAAAUCUGCUCCGAUGCUAAUGGACCCUCUACUUGAUGCAAGUGUGCUGCUGCAAGCGCGGGCUAACAUUCAAAACAGGCUUAGAGGUGCUCACACAGGGGAUGUUGACAGACAAAAGACACUACCUACUCUAUGUUCAAAGACACCCAAACAUCUUGCUCCACUGGACAAUAUAUACUCUGCACGUUCAAGUCUUGAGCACCCUCUGCUCUUAAAACAAAGUAGCAUCUUGCCUGUCUCAUCACAGUCCAGACGAAGACUGGAAAGGAUCUCCAGGCCGUCUUCGAGAAGAUCCAGAGGCACCAGAGCAGGCAGUGAAGAGAGCAACUCCUGCAGCAGUAGUAGCCAAGAAGAGGAUGAUACUAUGCCUCAAGAUAUACAGAAGAUACAUGUGGGCUUAGAUAAGUCACUAAAUCUGGAACUGGGGACCUAUUUGGAUUUUCAGGAGUUACUCAGUUCAGCAAUACAUAAUACUGCAACAGAUUAUGUAAUUUCAGACAAGAAAGGCUAUACAUCUAUCAAAUCAUUGACUGUCAAGGAAGUCGAGGAUGAAAUAAGAUGCAAGUCUUCCAAGACAACUGAAAACUCUGAGGAUUUUCAGAGGAAGUCUCCAACUAUGGACAGCUGCUCUGUCUCUGAAGGACCCAAGAGCAUAGUCAGACAAAUACAACCUACAGUCAGAGGAUCCUGUUUCAUUGCAAGUGAGAAGCACCUCACCACUGUGGAUGCUGGUGUAGUAGAACAAACUUCACAAGAAAAGAACAAACCAGUUAAGACGAUCAAAAGAAAUGACAAUAAAGGCAAAACAUCAAUUCAGACAAAUCAGUCAUUCAACGUUCUGGCACACAGAAAUCAAAGUACUGUCAAAACCACAAGGAAUAGGAUAAAUUCACCACUUCAUGCAAAAGUGCAGCUCAGAGAAAGUAAACCCACCACCCUAGUUAUUUCAGGAGAGUCUACUAACAAAUAUUUGCCAAGGGCACCUAUAACGGCUUGUAAAAAAACUGCACGUGAAGCCCCAACAACAAGGGGGGUCUCUGGAGCUUUUCAACAAAUGAAGUUGAGUGAUGACAAGAAAGUAAGCAAUAACAAUCAAAACCAACUUCAUAGAGAUCUGAGAAGUGCAAGAGCAUCCAAAAAGCCAGCAACAGGAGCAGUACAGCGAGCAAGGUCUGCUGUGGAUUAUGUCACGUACAAUGACAUGUUUCUGAAGAUCAGCCAGGGAGAUGAAGGUCCAGCAAUCUACGAAAUGUUCGCGACUCCAGUUUAUGAGAAUCUUAGAGUAGACAAUUCUACAGAGAGAACCAGACAAGUCCAUACUGCACUUCAAGUAAAAAGACAGAUCAAUGGAAAAGUGAGGGGGCAAAAAAAAGAAGAGGUUAACCGAAAGAAACAAGCUCAGUCUGAGAGAUCCAGUCGAGCUAAAUGCAGACAACUCAAGCGGAGGGAUAAUGUUAACAAAGGGAUGAGGAAAUGCCCAUCUUCCUCCGAGAAUCAAUGCCAUGUCAUUGUAGCUUCUGCUUGUGGAAAUGUCCAGCAAAAGAAAUCUGAAAUGCAAACUGAGGGUGAUGGGAGGGAAAUUUCAAAUGCAGGAAGACAAUGUAGUUCCAUACUAUCAGUGAUUGAAGAAGUACUUUCCAACACUCUGUCCAAGACAAGUAUCAUUAAGAAAAUAAUACAUCAAGAACAAACUCCAAUUGAUCCCAAAACUGAACCUGAAAUAUCACACGAGACCAAACUGCCAUCGCAGCCCCUUAUUAAUACCUGGACAAGUGACGGAACGGGAUCACCUGUGUACCAAAGGUUUCUAGAUGAGAUUGGUGAUGGGCCUCUAACAGAUGACCUGCUAAGGUCUUUGGCAGAGGAGCUGAUUUCAAUUGAGAGAAGAGACGAAGAAACACUCAAGACUGAAAAAGAAGACAGCACAGAGUUCAAACAUAACUUGCCUUCAAAAUUUAAGAAGCUUUUAAAUGAGGGUGCAUCCUCAGGUGAACUGCAUUACACUAAUGGAUCUUACUCAGAUGAAGCUAUCACAUGGACAAAAGGAGAGGUUCUAGGUAAAGGAGCUUACGGAACGGUGUAUUGUGGGCUAACCAGCCAAGGUCAGCUGAUUGCAGUAAAACAGGUGGCACUGGAUGCUUCAACUUCAGAGAUGGCAGAAAAAGAGUAUGAACGCCUGGAGAGAGAGGUGGACCUUCUCAAAACCCUUCAUCACACCAACAUAGUUGGUUUCUUGGGCACAGCUCUCUGUGAGAAUACCGUAAGCAUCUUCAUGGAGUAUGUUCCAGGUGGCUCCAUCUCAAAUAUCCUGAGUCGGUUCGGACCCCUGCCAGAGAAGGUCUUCGUUUUAUACACUCGACAAAUUUUGGAAGGUGUUGCCUAUCUUCAUGCAAACAGGGUCAUCCAUAGAGAUCUGAAGGGGAACAACAUCAUGCUUAUGCCCAACGGAGUGGUCAAGCUAAUUGACUUCGGAUGUGCUCGCCGCCUUCAGACUUCAACUGGAAGUAAGAGUGACCUUAUGAAGUCUGUACAUGGUACCCCAUACUGGAUGGCACCAGAGGUGAUAAGCGAGACAGGUCAUGGACGAAAAUCAGACAUCUGGAGCAUCGGGUGCACUGUGUAUGAAAUGGCCACAGGAAAGCCACCCCUUGCACACAUGAACAAGAUGGCAGCCCUCUUUUACAUUGGGGCUCAAAAGGGCUUAAUGCCAUCUCUGUCUGAUGACUUCUCUACACAUGCAAAGUCUUUUGUCACAGCUUGCCUAACCAGAGAUCCAAAGCAACGACCUACAGCAGAUGAACUGUUAAGACAUCCAUUCAUCUUUCAUCACAGCCAUGCCUGCAAUAGGCCAAUGAACUUGAAAACUUGAUUUACCAAAUCAAAAAGUGGGCAUGUUUCCAUUACAAAUUUGCACAAACCUUUGCACAAACCUUAUUUAAUAAAUGUUGAUUAAAAAAGCGUUUCCAUUAACCAAUAGUACUAAAAUGUAAUUUUUUUUUCUCUCGUGAUAACAAAUGGCAACGGAUUUUGGUUAUAGUUAAUCAAAGGAGGCAUAUGC